AUGGCUGCAAUCCAAGUGCCUUUCGAAGCGGGCAAAGCGAUCAGCCAAUCAUUGAAGUGUUUCAAUGACAGGCAGUCGGCCUAUACAUGCACAUGUGGUAGUCCGGGCAACCGAACUAUCACAUUCGAGCCAGCCGACGUCGUUUUUGUUCUCAACGACACUCCGGAGAGCGAUACGCACCUCACGACAGCCUCAGACUAUCUCUUCAGUUUUCCGGAUGGAGGAGAGAGCUACGCACCUAUCGCUCUCAUUGUAUCAUCGCCGGAGGACGACGUCCUCGUCGUUCCUCGAACUCGAUUCCACACACUCUACGGCGACGAGUACGGAGCGUACGCUCUCUACGGUGUGAUCUACAUGAAGAAUAGUCUUCCCACGUUCCCUCGCUUGUUGUAA
Caenorhabditis briggsae is the source of this 393-nucleotide messenger RNA. Lineage: Eukaryota; Metazoa; Nematoda; Chromadorea; Rhabditida; Rhabditidae. Bases 1 to 393 code for a protein of 130 amino acids. The transcript is spliced from 2 exons. The record is from RefSeq and is a predicted model, not a curated record.